This is a messenger RNA of Dichomitus squalens LYAD-421 SS1, 2183 nucleotides long. Its product is annotated as oligopeptide transporter. The record is from RefSeq and is a predicted model, not a curated record. The transcript is spliced from 6 exons. Gene Ontology annotation, biological process: transmembrane transport; oligopeptide transport. Lineage: Eukaryota; Fungi; Basidiomycota; Agaricomycetes; Polyporales; Polyporaceae. Gene Ontology annotation, cellular component: membrane. Gene Ontology annotation, molecular function: dipeptide transmembrane transporter activity. Bases 108 to 1901 code for a protein of 597 amino acids.
CCCUUCCAAACUCUUUCCCAGAGUUUACCCUCCGUGCGCCAGCGACGUUCGUCCCCCUCCGACGCUCGUCCCACACUCUAUCCCGCAGAGUCUAGCAGCACGCGUCAAUGGCCGGUCUCCAGGCAGACAGAGACAUCAUCGCCGGCCUCGCAGAGGCCAAGCGCGACGAGUUCGAGCUCGAGAAGAAGGGCAUCAGCCCCAGCUCGUCCGCACACGAGCACGAGCUCGACGGCAUCCACGACGGCCUCGAGUUCCCCACCGAGGAGGAGACGUUGACCCUCCGCCGCGUCUCCGACUCGAUCCCAUGGAGCGCGUACUUGAUCGCCUACUGCGAGCUUGCUGAGCGGUUCUCGUACUACGGUUCGACCGUCGUCUUCACCAACUUCAUCCAGCAGCCCCUGCCUAAGGGCUCGAAGACCGGCGCCAGCGUUAAGCAGGCGGGUGCACUCGGCCUCGGCCAACGUGCAUCAACCGGUAUUGGUACAUUCAACACCUUCUGGGUGUAUGUCAUCCCUCUUUUCGGUGCCUACAUCGCGGACACAAGAUGGGGGCGGUUCAAGACUAUUUGCGUCUCGAUCGCCGUCGCGCUCGUCGGACACAUCCUGCUCAUCAUUUCCUCGGUUCCUGGCGUCAUCAACCACUCGAACGGUGCUCUCGCAUGCUUCGUGAUCGCGAUCAUCGUCAUGGGUCUCGGCACUGGAGGUUUCAAGUCGAACGUCUCUCCACUUGUUGCUGAGCAGUACAAGCGGCACAAGCUGUUCAUCGGCCACACCAAGAGUGGCGAGCGUGUCAUCGUCGACCCCUUCUUGACGACGUCGAGGAUCUACAUGUACUUUUACCUGUUCAUCAACAUCGGAGCGCUCGUCGGUCAGAUCGCGAUGGCUUACUCUGAGAAGUAUGUCGGUUUCUGGCUUUCGUACACGCUCCCCACCAUCGUCUUCCUCUCCGCCCCCCUCGUCCUCUGGGCUGGCCGCCACCUCUACCAACGCUCGCCGCCUCAGGGUUCCGUUCUCUCUAAGGCCAUUCUGAUCUGGCGUCAGGCCAUGAAGGGCCGCUGGUCCUGGAACCCUGUCACGCUGAUCAAGAACAUGAACGCCCCCGACUUCUGGGAGGCCGCGAAGCCGAGCCGCCUCCAAGGCGAGAACAGGCCUUCGUGGAUGACGUUUGACGACCAGUGGGUCGACGAGGUCAAGCGUGGCUUCAAGGCGUGCGGCGUGUUCUGCUGGUACCCCAUCUACUGGCUCACGUACAACCAGCUCAACAACAACCUGACCUCGCAGGCCGCGACCAUGGUCACCAACGGUGUCCCGAAUGACGUUCUUUCCAACCUCGACCCCUUCGCUCUCAUCAUCUUCAUCCCCAUCUGCGACAUCUUCAUCUACCCCGCCCUCCGCCGCGCAGGGAUCAACUUCAGCCCCCUCAAGAAGAUCACCCUCGGCUUCUUCACCGGGGCUGCCGCCAUGGCCUGGGCCGCCGUCGUCCAACACUACAUCUACAAGCGCAACCCGUGCGGGUACCACGUCGCGACGUGCACGGACGCCGACGGGAACCCGAUCACGUCCGACCUCAACGUCUGGAUCCAGACGGGCGCGUACGUGCUCAUCGCGUUCUCGGAGAUCUUCGCGUCCAUCACCGGUCUCGAGUACGCGUUCACGAAGGCGCCGAAGAACAUGCGCUCGCUCGUCAUGUCCGUCUUCCUCUUCAUGAGCGCGAUCUCGUCCGCGAUCGGCGAGGCGUUCGUGUCGCUGUCCUCGGACCCGCUGCUCGUGUGGAACUACGGCGCGAUGGGCGUGCUCGCCGCCGUCGCGGGUGUCAUCUUCUGGUUCCAGUUCCGCCACCUCGACGCGGCCGAGGACGAGCUCAACAACCUCGACGACGGCCACUACGAGCCGAAGCAGUAAAAGUAGCCAGCCGGCGGCGCGCCCUUGCGCGUCCCAUCUGCUCCUCCCUCCGCGAUACGCACCCGUACUGACCUCCGAUGCUUUCACGUGCUUCUCCUCCGGUUUGUCUGUCUUGGGCGACGUAGAAGUAGUGCACUGUCAACGCCGCGUCUGUACUGUAGCUGACUGGAUGAAUUAUGAUGAUAUCCCUAUUCCCCCCCAUCCCCUCCCACCAUUUCGCGACGGGUUGUUGUAACAGUGCCAUAAUGUCGGUAGUAGUCACGCGCUAUAAUGAAUAUUUCC